AUGAUCGGUGGCAGCUCAGUCAACCGGUGAAUUCAUAUAGGCAAACAGCACAGCAGUACUUAAGGAAAACUCCAUACAGCCAAGCAACCAGCCAGCUGAGACUGAACUCUGGAGUCUGAUGUGCUCUCUUCAUGCAACAUGCACAUGUAAGACUGAAAGUUUAGGAAAGAGGAUAUACAGUCCUGUGGGUCCCCAUGCAGAACGUGUAGGUAUGAGAGAACAGUCCUGUGGGUCCCCAUGCAGAACGUGUAGGUAUGAGAGAACAGUCCUGUGGGUCCCCAUGCAGAACGUGUAGGUAUGAGAGAACAGUCCUGUGGGUCCCCAAGCAGAACGUGUAGGUAUGCGAGUUAACAGGGGGUCACUGAAUUCAUAUAAGAAACACUCUGGGGAAACAUUUUGGGAAAAAUCAAUCCAGCACCAAGAGUGUCAACUGCCCUUUCAGGAUAGGUUCACCACAAAUGUAAUAGAACUCCAGCCAGCACCACUGACUGCACCCAGCAGAGAACCCUGCUGAGAUCCCUGCUGAGAUCCCUGCCGUGGGUCUGGACUGAGAUCCCUGCCGUGGGUCUGGACUGAGAUCCCUGCCGUGGGUCUGGACUGAGAUCCCUGCCGUGGGUCUGGACUGAGAUCCCUGCCGUGGGUCUGGACUGAGAUCCCUGCCGUGGGUCUGGACUCUGGAGUCAGUGUGUGUUUUUUUUUUACCAUUGCAACAGGGGGUCACUGUCUCGGAUGUUAUCAGGAUCAGGGACAGACCUUGGGUUUAAUCUUCUAACACGACCACCGGGCUGGAGUCGACAUGCUUCAUUAUACAGAGUAAAGGGAGCUGUCGUUAUCUCUGGAAGUACUGUAUAGGCAUUGGGUGGUAAACAGUGAAUCGGCUUCGUUGUCUCAUGUAAUGAGAUUGUUGAGUAAAAAGCAUGAGCUGAUGCACACCCAAAGAUGUUUGGGGAGGUGCUGACUAACGGAACAGUAAACUGUGUAGAAAGAAAGAAAGAAAGUUGCACACUAUAUUAUUGACAUGGUCCCAACAAUUGAAUGGGUAAAGAGAAAAUAUGUAUUUUGAAAGUACAGUGUAUUGACCACAGCCAUAUGCGGGAGUCUAUUGUAUCAGUUUACUUUCCCUGCCAAAAGGGUGCAAGUAAUAUUAUGCACCAACGCUUCCGUGGCAUGAAAUGUACCCUUUCUCUCCUGUGAAAUUAGCUAAAUGUCAGUUCCACCCUUCUGGUCUCUCCUCCCUCAUACUGUCCUGAAGACACAGAGUCCUGAAGACACAGAGUCCUGAAGACACAGAGUCCUGAAGACACAGAGUCCUGAAGACACAGAGUCCUGAAGACACAGAGUCCUGAAGACACAGGGUCCUGAAGACACAGAGUCCUGAAGACACAGUGUCCUGAAGACACAGAGUCCUGAAGACACAGGGUCCUGAAGACACAGAGUCCUGAAGACACAGAGUCCUGAAGACACAGAGUCCUGAAGACACAUAGUCCUGAAGACACAGAGUCCUGAAGACACAGAGUCCUGAAGACACAGAGUCCUGACGACACAGAGUCCUGACGACACAGAGUCCUGAAGACACAGAGUCCUGACGACACAGAGUCCUGACGACACAGAGUCCUGAAGACACAGAGUCCUGACGACACAGAGUCCUGAAGACACAGAGUCCUGAAGACACAGGGUCCUGAACACACAGAGUCCUGACGACACAGAGUCCUGAAGACACAGAGUCCUGUGUGUGUGUGUGUGUGUGUGUGUGUGUGUGUGUGUGUGUGUGUGUGUGUGUGUGUGUGUGUGUGUGUGUGUGUGUGUGUGUGUGUGUGUGUGUGUGUGUGUGUGUGUGUGUGUGUAUGUGUGUGUGUGUGUGUGUGUGUGUACCUGGGGCAGAUGCAGAGGACUGUGUCCCCUCAGUUUCACUGGGCAUCACGUCCUGAGGUUAAGGAGGAAGUAACCUCACCAAGCUCCCAAAACCACACCAAGCUCCCAAAACCUCACCAAGCUCCCAAAAACCUCACCAAGCUCCCAAAAACCGAAAUAAUGAUAACAUCUUGUCUUUCCCUCGGUGGCUGGCUGGCUGGCUGGCUGGCUGGCUGGCUGGCUGGCUGGCUGGCUGGCUGGCUGGCUGGCUGGCUGGCUGGCUGGCUGGCUGGCUGGCUGGCUGGCUGGCUGGCUGGCUGCUGAGGGUGAAGGGUAUGAGGGGAUUCCCACGCUCAUGACUCUUUCUACACAAGGGUCUUGUGUCCUAAAUGGCACCCUAUUCCCUAUUUAGUGUACUACUAGUAGUGCACUACUUAGGGGAUAGGGUGCCAUUCGGGGAAACAUCCACUGCCUGUCCACAUUACUCUUCUGUUGUUGAUGCCAGGGUGUAACAGCACCCUCAGCUAGUAACCUUUAACCUCUUCUGACUGGCAGACACAGCCCCGUGUUGCACACACACACCUCACCAAUGUCAUCAGCAGGCUCUCUGCUUGACAGACAGACAAAAGGACUCCCCUGGCAUGUGUGGUGUGUGAAAAUGUUAAAUUAAAGGCAAUACUUAUUUUCAUUUUAUACCUCUGAAUAUGAAUAAUAAUAUAAAUCCUCUGAAUUGUAAUAAUACUGUAAAUACUCUGAAUAGUAAUACUAAUAUAAAUCCUCUGAAUUGUAAUAAUACUGUAAAUACUCUGAAUAGUAAUACUAAUAUAAAUCCUCUGAAUUGUAAUAAUACUGUAAAUACUCUGAAUAGUAAUACUAAUAUAAAUCAUCUGAAUUGUAAUAAUACUGUAAAUACUCUGAAUAGUAAUACUAAUAUAAAUCCUCUGAAUUGUAAUAAUACUGUAAAUACUCUGAAUAGUAAUACUAAUAUAAAUCCUCUGAAUUGUAAUAAUACUGUAAAUACUCUGAAUAGUAAUACUAAUAUAAAUCCUCUGAAUUGUAAUAAUACUGUAAAUACUCUGAAUAGUAAUACUAAUAUAAAUCCUCUGAAUUGUAAUAAUACUGUAAAUACUCUGAAUAGUAAUACUAAUAUAAAUACUCUGAAUAAUAAUAAUAAUACACUGAACAAAAAUAUAUACACAAAAAGCUUAUUUCUCUCAAAUGUUGUGCAGAAAUGUGUUAACAUCCCUGUUAGUGAGCAUUUCUCCUUUGCCAAGAUAAUCCAUCCACUUGACACGUGUGGCAUAUCACAAAGCUGAUUAAACAGCACAAUCAUUACACAGGUGCACCUUGUGCUGGGGACAAUAAAAGGCCACUCUAAAAUGUGCAGUUUUGUCACACAACACAAUGUCACAGAUGUCUAAAGUUUUGAGGGAGCGCGCAAUUGGCAUGCUGACUGCAGGAAUGUCCACCAUUAUUUUAUUUUAUUUCUCUACCAUAAGCCGCCUCCAUCUUUGUUUUAGAAAGUUUGGCAGUACGCCCAACCGGCCUCACAACCGCAGACCUCUUGUAGCCACGGCAGCCCAGGACCUCCCCAGACCUCUUGUAGCCACGGCAGCCCAGGACCUCCCCAGACCUCUUGUAGCCACGGCAGCCCAGGACCUCCCCAGACCUCUUGUAGCCACGCCAGCCCAGGACCUCCCCAGACCUCUUGUAGCCACGCCAGCCCAGGACCUCCCCAGACCACGUAGAACCACGCCAGCCCAGGACCUCCCCAGACCACGUAGAACCACGCCAGCCCAGGACCUCCACAGACCACGUAGAACCACGCCAGCCCAGGACCUCCACAGACCACGUAGAACCACGCCAGCCCAGGACCUCCACAGACCACGUAGAACCACGCCAGCCCAGGACCUCCACAGACCACGUUGAACCACACCAGCCCAGGACCUCCCCAGACCACGUAGAACCACGCCAGCCCAGGACCUCCCCAGACCACGUAGAACCACGCCAGCCCAGGACCCUCCCAGACCACGUAGAACCACGCCAGCCCAGGACCUCCCCAGACCACGUAGAACCACGCCAGCCCAGGACCUCCCCAGACCACGUAGAACCACGCCAGCCCAGGACCUCCCCAGACCACGUAGAACCACGCCAGCCCAGGACCUCCCCAGACCACGUAGAACCACGCCAGCCCAGGACCUCCCCAGACCACGUAGAACCACGCCAGCCCAGGACCUCCCCAGACCACGUAGAACCACGCCAGCCCAGGACCUCCCCAGACCACGUAGAACCACGCCAGCCCAGGACCCCCAAACCCCCCCCAGGACCUCCCCGACCACGUAGAACCACGCCAGCCCAGGACCUCCCCAGACCACGUAGAACCCACGCCAGCCCAGGACCUCCACAGACCACGUAGAACCACGCCAGCCCAGGACCUCCCCAGACCACGUAGAACCACGCCAGCCCAGACCUCCCCAGACCACGUAGAACCACGCCAGCCCAGGACCUCCCCAGACCACGUAGAACCACGCCAGCCCAGGACCUCCCCAGACCACGUAGAACCACGCCAGCCCAGGACCUCCCCAGACCACGUAGAACCACGCCAGCCCAGGACCUCCACAGACCACGUAGAACCACGCCAGCCCAGGACCUCCCCAGACCACGUAGAACCACGCCAGCCCAGGACCUCCCCAGACCACGUAGAACCACGCCAGCCCAGGACCUCCACGCCAGCCCAGGACCUCCACGCCAGCCCAGGACCUCCAGAUCCGGCUUCUUCACCUGCGGGAUGGUCUGAGACCAGCCUCCCGGACAGCUGAUGAAACUAAGGAGUAUUUCUGUCUGUAAUGAAGCCCUUUUGUUGGGGAAAAAUGUAAUUCUGAUUGGCUGGGCCUGGCUCCCCAGUGGGUGGACCUGGCUCCCCAGUGGGUGGGCCCCACCCUGGCUCCCCAGUGCCACCCACCCUCCCAGGCCCACCCAUGGCUGCGCCCCUGACCAGUAGAUUAGGGCCUUAUGUAUUUAUUUCAAUUGACUGAUGUCCUUAUAUGAAAUAUAACUAAGUAAAAUCUUUGAAAUUGUUGCAUGUUGCAAAUAUAUUUUUAGUCAGUAUAGAUAACAAUACAUAAAAAAUGUAUUAUUUUAAAUGUAAAGGAAAAGUAGCUUCAACAAGUAUACUUGUUUGAAAUUGAUUUACUAUACUCGUACAAAUGGUAAAAACAGAACUUGAAGUUACUAGGCACAUUUUACUAAAUAAUAUACCAUAGUUACUUAUAUUAUCAUCAUAACAUAUGGAGUUAAACUGUCAUAAUAACAUAUGGAGUUAUACUGUCAUCAUAACAUAUGGAGUUAUACUGUCAUCAUAACAUAUGGAGUUAUACUGUCAUUAUAACAUAUGGAGUUAUACUGUCAUUAUAACAUAUGGAGUUAUACUGUCAUCAUAACAUAUGGAGUUAUACUGUCAUUAUAACAUAUGGAGUUAUACUGUCAUCAUAACAUAUGAAGUUAUACUGUCAUCAUAACAUAUGGAGUUACACUGUCAUCAUACCAUAUGGAGUUAUACUGUCAUCAUAGCAUAUGGAGUUAUACUGUCAUCAUAGCAUAUGGAGUUAUACUGUCAUCAUAACAUAUGGAGUUAUACUGUCAUCAUAACAUAUGGAGUUAUACUGUCAUCAUAGCAUAUGGAAUUAUACUGUCAUCAUAGCAUAUGGAGUUAUACUGUCAUCAUAACAUAUGGAGUUAUAUUGUCAUCAUAGCAUAUGAAGUUAUACUGUCAUCAUAGCAUAUGGAGUUAUACUGUCAUCAUAACAUAUGAAGUUAUACUGUCAUCAUAGCAUAUGAAGUUAUACUGUCAUCAUAGCAUAUGGAGUUAUACUGUCAUCAUAACAUAUGGAGUUAUACUGUCAUCAUAGCAUAUGAAGUUAUACUGUCAUCAUAGCAUAUGGAGUUAUACUGUCAUCAUAACAUAUGGAGUUAUACUGUCAUCAUAGCAUAUGGAGUUAUACUGUCAUCAUAACAUAUGGAGUUAUACUGUCAUCAUAGCAUAUGGAGUUAUACUGUCAUCAUAACAUAUGGAGUUAUACUGUCAUCAUAGCAUAUGGAGUUAUACUGUCAUCAUAGCAUAUGGAGUUAUACUGUCAUCAUAACAUAUGAAGUUAUACUGUCAUCAUAGCAUAUGGAGUUAUACUGUCAUCAUAGCAUAUGGAGUUAUACUGUCAUCAUAACAUAUGGAGUUAUACUGUCAUCAUGACGUAUGGAGUUAUACUGUCAUCAUAGCAUAUGAAGUUAUACUGUCAUCAUAGCAUAUGAAGUUAUACUGUCAUCAUAGCAUAUGGAGUUAUACUGUCAUCAUAACAUAUGGAGUUAUACUGUCAUCAUAGCAUAUGAAGUUAUACUGUCAUCAUAGCAUAUGGAGUUAUACUGUCAUCAUAACAUAUGGAGUUAUACUGUCAUCAUAGCAUAUGGAGUUAUACUGUCAUCAUAACAUAUGGAGUUAUACUGUCAUCAUAGCAUAUGGAGUUAUACUGUCAUCAUAACAUAUGGAGUUAUACUGUCAUCAUAGCAUAUGGAGUUAUACUGUCAUCAUAGCAUAUGGAGUUAUACUGUCAUCAUAACAUAUGAAGUUAUACUGUCAUCAUAGCAUAUGGAGUUAUACUGUCAUCAUAGCAUAUGGAGUUAUACUGUCAUCAUAACAUAUGGAGUUAUACUGUCAUCAUGACGUAUGGAGUUAUACUGUCAUCAUAACAUAUGGAAGUUACACUGUCCUCAUAGCAUAUGGAGUUAUACUGUCAUCAUGACGUAUGGAGUUAUACUGUCAUCAUAACAUAUGGAGUUAUACUGUCCAUCAUAACAUAUGGAGUUAUACUGUCAUCAUAACAUAUGGAGUUUAUACUGUCAUCAUAACGUAUGGAGUUAUACUGUCAUCAUAGCAUAUGGAGUUAUACUGUCAUCAUAACAUAUGGAGUUAUACUGUCAUCAUAGCAUAUGGAGUUAUACUGUCAUCAUAGCAUAUGAGUUAUACUGUCAUCAUAACAUAUGAAGUUAUACUGUCAUCAUAACAUAUGGAGUUAUAACUGUCAUCAUAGCAUAUGGAGUUAUACUGUCAUCAUAGCAUAUGGAGUUAUACUGUCAUCAUAGCAUAUGGAAGUUAUACUGUCAUCAUAGCAUAUGGAGUUAUACUGUCAUCAUAGCAUAUGGGAGUAUACUGUCAUCAUAGCAUAUGGAGUUAUACUGUCAUCAUAACAUAUGGAGUUAUACUGUCAUCAUGACGUAUGGAGUUAUACUGUCCAUCAUAACAUAUGAAGUUACACUGUUCAUCAUAGAUAUGGAUUAUACUGUCAUCAUGACGUAUGGAGUUAUACUGUCAUCAUAAACAUAUGGAGUUAUACUGUCAUCAUAACAUUGGAUUAUACUGUCAUCAUAACAUAUGGAGUUAUACUGUCAUCAUAACGUAUGGAGUUAUACUGUCAUCAUAGCAUAUGGAGUUAUACUGUCAUCAUAACAUAUGGAGUUAUACUGUCAUCAUAGCAUAUGGAGUUAUACUGUCAUCAUAGCAUAUGGAGUUAUAACUGUCAUCAUAACAUAUGAAGUUAUACUGUCAUCAUAACAUAUGGAGUUAUACUGUCAUCAUAGCAUAUGGAGUUAUACUGUCAUCAUAGCAUAUGGAGUUAUAUGUCAUCAUAGCAUAUGAAGUUAUACUGUCAUCAUAUGCAUAUGGAGUUAUACUGUCAUCAUAGCAUAUGGAGUUAUACUGUCAUCAUAACGUAUGGAGUUAUACUGUCAUCAUAACAUAUGGAGUUAUACUGUCAUCAUAACAUAUGGAGUUAUACUGUCAUCAUAGCAUAUGGAGUUAUACUGUCAUCAUAGCAUAUGGAGUUUAUACUGUCAUCAUAGCAUAUGGAGUUAUACUGUCAUCAUAACAUAUGGAGUUAUACUGUCAUCAUAGCAUAUGGAGUUAUACUGUCAUCAUAACAUAUGGAGUUAUACUGUCAUCAUAGCAUAUGGAGUUAUACUGUCAUCAUAGCAUAUGGAGUUAUACUGUCAUCAUAACAUAUGAAGUUAUACUGUCAUCAUAGCAUAUGGAGUUAUACUGUCAUCAUAGCAUAUGGAGUUAUAACUGUCAUCAUAACAUAUGGAGUUAUACUGUCAUCAUGACGUAUGGAGUUAUACUGUCAUCAUAGCAUAUGAAGUUAUACUGUCAUCAUAGCAUAUGAAGUUAUACUGUCAUCAUAGCAUAUGGAGUUAUACUGUCAUCAUAACAUAUGGAGUUAUACUGUCAUCAUAGCAUAUGAAGUUAUACUGUCAUCAUAGCAUAUGGAGUUAUACUGUCAUCAUAACAUAUGGAGUUAUACUGUCAUCAUAGCAUAUGGAGUUAUACUGUCAUCAUAACAUAUGGAGUUAUACUGUCAUCAUAGCAUAUGGAGUUAUACUGUCAUCAUAACAUAUGGAGUUAUACUGUCAUCAUAGCAUAUGGAGUUAUACUGUCAUCAUAGCAUAUGGAGUUAUACUGUCAUCAUAACAUAUGAAGUUAUACUGUCAUCAUAGCAUAUGGAGUUAUACUGUCAUCAUAGCAUAUGGAGUUAUACUGUCAUCAUAACAUAUGGAGUUAUACUGUCAUCAUGACGUAUGGAGUUAUACUGUCAUCAUAACAUAUGAAGUUACACUGUCAUCAUAGCAUAUGGAGUUAUACUGUCAUCAUGACGUAUGGAGUUAUACUGUCAUCAUAACAUAUGGAGUUAUACUGUCAUCAUAACAUAUGGAGUUAUACUGUCAUCAUAACAUAUGGAGUUAUACUGUCAUCAUAACGUAUGGAGUUAUACUGUCAUCAUAGCAUAUGGAGUUAUACUGUCAUCAUAACAUAUGGAGUUAUACUGUCAUCAUAGCAUAUGGAGUUAUACUGUCAUCAUAGCAUAUGGAGUUAUACUGUCAUCAUAACAUAUGAAGUUAUACUGUCAUCAUAACAUAUGGAGUUAUACUGUCAUCAUAGCAUAUGGAGUUAUACUGUCAUCAUAGCAUAUGGAGUUAUACUGUCAUCAUAGCAUAUGAAGUUAUACUGUCAUCAUAGCAUAUGGAGUUAUACUGUCAUCAUAGCAUAUGGAGUUAUACUGUCAUCAUAACGUAUGGAGUUAUACUGUCAUCAUAACAUAUGGAGUUAUACUGUCAUCAUAACAUAUGGAGUUAUACUGUCAUCAUAACAUAUGGAGUUAUACUGUCAUCAUAGCAUAUGGAGUUAUACUGUCAUCAUAGCAUAUGAGUUUAUACUGUCAUCAUAGCAUAUGGAGUUAUACUGUCAUCAUAACAUAUGGAGUUAUACUGUCAUCAUAGCAUAUGGAGUUAUACUGUCAUCAUAACAUAUGGAGUUAUACUGUCAUCAUGACGUAUGGAGUUAUACUGUCAUCAUAGCAUAUGGAGUUAUACUGUCAUCAUAACAUAUGGAGUUAUACUGUCAUCAUAGCAUAUGGAGUUAUACUGUCAUCAUAGCAUAUGGAGUUAUACUGUCAUCAUGACGUAUGGAGUUAUACUGUCAUCAUGACGUAUGGAGUUAUACUGUCAUCAUGACGUAUGGAGUUAUACUGUCAUCAUGACGUAUGGAGUUAUACUGUCAUCAUGACGUAUGGAGUUAUACUGUCAUCAUAGCAUAUGGAGUUAUACUGUCAUCAUGACGUAUGGAGUUAUACUGUCAUCAUGACGUAUGGAGUUAUACUGUCAUCAUGACGUAUGGAGUUAUACUGUCAUCAUGACGUAUGGAGUUAUACUGUCAUCAUAGCAUAUGGAGUUAUACUGUCAUCAUAACAUAUGGAGUUACACUGUCAUCAUGACGUAUGGAGUUAUACUGUCAUCAUGACGUAUGGAGUUAUACUGUCAUCAUAGCAUAUGGAGUUAUACUGUCAUCAUAGCAUAUGGAGUUAUACUGUCAUCAUAGCAUAUGGAGUUAUACUGUCAUCAUAGCAUAUGGAGUUAUACUGUCAUCAUGACGUAUGGAGUUAUACUGUCAUCAUAGCAUAUGGAGUUAUACUGUCAUCAUAACAUAUGGAGUUAUACUGUCAUCAUAACAUAUGGAGUUAUACUGUCAUCAUGACUAUGGAGUUAUAACUGUCAUCAUAACAUAUGAGUUAUACUGUCAUCAUAACAUAUGGAGUUAUACUGUCAUCAUGACGUAUGGAGUUAUACUGUCAUCAUGACGUAUGGAGUUAUACCUGUCAUCAUAACAUAUGGAGUUAUACUGUCAUCAUAACAUAUGGAGUUAUACGGUCAUCAUGACGUAUGGAGGUUAUAUACUGUCAUCAUAAACAUAUGAAGUUAUACUGUCAUCAUAACAUAUGGAGUUAUACUGUCAUCAUGACGUAUGAGUUAUACUGUCAUCAUGACGUAUGGAGUUAUACUGUCAUCAUAACAUAUGGAGUUAUACUGUCAUCAUAACAUAUGGAGUUAUACUGUCAUCAUAACAUAUGGAGUUAUACUGUCAUCAUAACAUAUGGAGUUAUACUGUCAUCAUAACAUAUGGAGUUAUACUGUCAUCUAACAUAUGGAGGUUUACUGUCAUCAUAACAUAUGGAGUUAUACUGUCAUCAUAACAUAUGGAGUUAUACUGUCAUCAUAGCAUAUGGAGUUUAUACGUCAUCAUCACAUAUGAGUUAUACUGUCAAUCAUAACUAUGGAGUUAUACUGUCAUCAAACAUAUGGAGUUUAUACUGUCAUCAUAACAUAUGGAGUUUAUACUGUCAUCAUAACAUAUGGAGUUAUACUGUCAUCAUAACAUAUGGAGUUAUACUGUCAUCAUAACAUAUGGAGUUAUACUGUCAUCAUAACAUAUGGAGUUAUACUGUCAUCAUAACAUAUGGAGUUAUACUGUCAUCAUAGCAUAUGGAGUUAUACUGUCAUCAUAACAUAUGGAGUUAUACUGUCAUCAUGACGAUGCAGAGUGGAUCAGUGGGACUGGGACUUCAUUAGCAUCAGAACAACAUGAAGACACUGCUGCUGCUGCUGCUAUGGUAACCAGUUACAAUGAAACACCUGAAUUAGACUGACGAUUGAGUGGAGCAGUAAAGUAAGACACAGAAAACUUCUUCCUGAAAACCAGAGGAAAACAUCACAGCGAUAACACUGUAAACACAGAGCAUUGGUAUAGUGAUGGAAUGGGUGUGUGUUCUGGUGCUGCCAACAUUUAGAGCCAUUUGUUGGGUAAUGACCUGCAAACAGCUGUGUAGCUGUAGGGAUUAGGUCAUAUCAGUGAGUUUUCUAUCAGUGUCUCUGGGGAUACACUGGAUACACUGGAUGACAACGAAUGAUUUCCCAUUACACAUGUAAUGUCCCCAUUUCCCCAUGACUAGUGACACCCUAUAGGACUGUGUGCAGGCAUAAUAUCCAUUUCGAUGCUGGCUGACAAGCAAUUACUUCCCAUUAAAAUGUUAAUGUUAUUCCCAUGUCUUUAUUCCCAUCUCUGUAUUCCCAUCUCUGUAUUCCCAUGUCCAGGCCUGUGUGUGUAAAUCUGGUGUUUGUUUAUGUACCUUUGUGUUAACAGGGAGUCCCGUUGAGACCAAGGUAUCUUUUGUAAGGGAGCCCUGCAUCUUACAAUUACACAAUAAAUUACACAUUGGGGCGGCAGGUAGCUUAGUGGUUAAGAGCGUUGUGCCAGUAAUCGAAAGGUCGCUUGUUCUAAUCCCCGAGCCGACUAGGUGAAAAAUCUGCCGAUGUGCCCUUGAGCAACGCAAGGCACUUAACCCUAAUUGCUCCUGUAAGUCACUCUGGCUAAGAGCGUCUGCUAAAUGACUAAAAUGUAAAAAUGUAAUACAGCAGAAUAUAAAAAUACAAAGAUAAUACAAAAAUGGUGUGUACUAAUUGAUCAGGGAUGCUGAUUGGCUCCUUUAAUAAUAUGAAGGUUUGGAAACCCUAUUGAUCUGCAGAAAUAUGCCAUUUGUGAUUCAUAUGAACACAACAGCAAUUGGAUCAGGUAGGCAGGCCCUAACUAUGGUCUGCCUAUCAAUUUAAGAAUUGAAUAUGUGCAGAACUCUGAAGGCAGAGGAGCACGGCGGUGCUGUGGCGGCACAGAGCUGUCCUCUCAACACCAUGCUAUAUGAAUGUCCCUCAACGCUGUGGCCCUACUACCCACAUGGUCAGAAUAUAUGAGAAGUAGAGCGUUUGGUGUAGCGGUAUGGAGCUGUCCUUUCAGCACCCAGCACUGCUGAAGCCAUGUGGUCGGUAGCUGUGCUGGGAAAAGGAGGGAGCUGUCCUUUCAGCACCAAGCACUGCUGAAGCCAUGUGGUCGGUAGCUGUGCUGGGAAAAGGAGGGAGCUGUCCUUUCAGCACCAAGCACUGCUGAAGCCAUGUGGUCGGUAGCUGUGCUGGGAAAAGGAGGGAGCUGUCCUUUCAGCACCAAGCACUGCUGAACCAUGUGGUCGUUAGCUGUGCUGGGAAAAGGAGGGGAGCUGUUCUUUCCGCACCAAGCACUGCUGAAGCCAUGUGUUCGGUAGCUGUGCUGGGAAAGGAGGGAGCUGUCCUUUCAGCACCAAGCACUGCUGAAGCAUGUGGUCGGUAGCUGUUGCUGGGAAAAGGAGGGAGCUUCCUUUCAGCACCAAGCACUGCUGAAGCAUGUGGGUCGGUAGCUGUGCUGGGAAUAGGAGGGAGCUGUCCUUUCAGCACCAAGCACUGCUGAGCAUGUGGUCGGUAGCUGUGGCUGGGGAAAGGAGGGAGCUGUCCUUUCAGCACCCAGCACUGCUGAAGCCAUGUGUCGGUAGCUGUGCUGGGAAAAGGAGGGAGCUGUCCUUUCAGCACCAAGCACUGCUGAAGCCAUGUGGUCGGUAG
Molecule: messenger RNA, 12648 nt
Organism: Coregonus sp. 'balchen'
Lineage: Eukaryota; Metazoa; Chordata; Actinopteri; Salmoniformes; Salmonidae
Source: the annotation of a GenBank genome assembly